Anneissia japonica is the source of this 2677-nucleotide messenger RNA. RefSeq names its product zinc finger protein 91-like. The transcript is spliced from 4 exons. Lineage: Eukaryota; Metazoa; Echinodermata; Crinoidea; Comatulida; Comatulidae. The coding region runs from base 208 to 1533 and encodes 441 amino acids. The record is from RefSeq and is a predicted model, not a curated record.
AGGUUCGACAACAGGACUGAUUAAAAUUGGGUCAUACUUUUCUGUGAACACGACAGCUCCACAGUUUCCUUGACGCAAGCGCGCUGCUGAGAUGACGCCGCCGCCGCCGCGCCGCCGUCGAUGUUGCGUUGAUGGGUGAAUCUCUCCCAGGUUUGAAUAUGUUACAAGAAUAUUAAAUCGUGGAAAAUGUCCAGAAAAUUAUGAGAAAUGGAGUGCGAGAAGGAGGAAGACGCCUUUAAUGAGCCUUUAUGUGACACGUUUACCUGUGGACAAUGUGUGGAACAGUUCUAUGAUUUACUGGAUUUCCUUUCUCAUCGGUUGCAACAUACCAAGGAAGAAAAGAGUAGUCGGUGUGAGUUAUGCAGGAAGAGGUUCACCAGUAUAAUAAUUACUAUACGACAUUAUAAACUUCACCAUGCCAUUGAUGUCUUUGACAAUACCAACUGCUUCAACAACAGUAAAGCGUCUUCCGAGUUAGAAGAAUAUCAAAAACUUAUUGAACAAAGAAAUAAGUACCUAAAAGGUGGCAAAGACUAUCAGUUUCAGCUUGUCACGGAACAUGUCAAAAAGGGAGAGAAUUUUCAGUAUUCUAAGCAGGCGUUUUGCUGCAUUCAUUGCAACCACAAAUCAUACACAGUUGCAGUACUUAGUAAACAUAUGUUUGAGAAACAUGGAACGUUAAUGGAUAAUGAGACCACCAAGAAAAAUGACUUGCACGAUAAAAACAGUAAAGCUGGGGAGGUUGUCUGGCUGUCCGAGUAUAUCAAAAGGAAUGCAGAAAGACAAGAGACUCCACCGCCAAAGCCACGGACUCCACCGAGGCGAACACCAUGUAAGGAAAGGCUCGGUGAGUUUCAGUGCACAACUUGUGGGAAGACAUUUAAAAGGGCACGUUCUUUAAGGACACACAUGGAAAUUCACCGCACAGAAAGGAAUUUCCUCUGUGACGAAUGUGGUAAAGCGUUCAAAUCACAGACACGCCUCAAUGCACACAGGAAGGUGCAUCGCAAGAAGAUAUUCAUAUGUGCGCAUGCGCAGUGCAACUUUAGAUCUAAUGUGAAUAGUUUAAUACAUCAACACCGUCAGAUGCACCCGGCAGGAUGCGUGUUGUGUGAGAUUUGUGGAUUUGCUUACACAGACAAAUCAACACUGGCCAAACACAUGCAGGUGCACUCCCAAGACCGGCCAUUUGCGUGCACAUUUAAAAGCUGCACAUGGCGCUUCAAAACUGAGGCUAUGUGUAAGGCCCACAUACGGUCACAUUCUUCAAGCGGGAAAUUCAAAUGCCAAUCAUGUGGCUAUGUAUUCCGGCACAAGCAUCAUCUUCAUCGACAUGAGACUAACAUGCAUGGAACCAAGCUGUCGACUGCAGAAGAAUUACUGCCACAGAAAGAGCAAGAAGAGGAACCAUCAUCCUUUGUUGUUUGGCAUAAUGCCACACAAGAACGGGUGAUUUCGUCAGGUAGCAACACAGUAGCAGUUCCUCUGGAAGUUUUCCUAACGACAUUGCCACCAUCAACAACCCUCUCCUGAAUCGCAUCACUGUGUAUGAUUCGCUUAAGUUUAUUGGGUUUGCAGGGGCACAAGAUUAGUUUCAUCUGGGGAGGGGGGUGCGAAAAUUGAGAAUGCAGAACUGAGGGCGGCAAAAAUUGAAAGUGCAGAAGUAAAUCCCUAUUCCAAUGAAAACCUAAUGUCAUAUUUUAGUAUUUGAACUCGCUUUGUGAUACUAAUUUGCUGCCAUGGGAGGAUGCGUACGCAACCCACAGCCUACGCCCAUGGUAUAGUUAACAACAGAAGAAAUGGCUUGUCUGAAUAGUCAGAUGAAUUGUAUCACUUACAUCCUUACUAAAGUCAUUCUGAAAUAACUAUGAUUCAUUGUAUUUUUUAUGGUGCCAUUAAAAAGUUUUGUAUAACAAGUUAAUUUAAAUUUCUCCAAUAAAAUGGAGAAUUAUGUCGGUUAAUCAGAAAUAUAUAUGUUGCAAUUUUGUAAUCGAAAUAAAUUGUUAGAAUGUAAAUUACAAUUCAAGUUUUAUUCCGUAUAAUAUGUUAGACUUAUUUAGCGCUUAAUGCCAACCAGGCCUCUAAGCAAUUCACAUUAGUACACCGGUAUGAUGUACUGUUGUUAUACAAAAAAUAAAAGAAUCUAUAAUGGUUCUUGCUGGGAUGUGAACAAAAUUCAGUACUUAGAAUUUAUUUUUGACAAAAUCGUGCGACAUGCCUAUAUAUGGUCAUGGUGACCUCACAUCAUGACCAUAUAUAGGCACAUCAUUACUAUAUAUGGGCAUACAACAGUUUUUUUGUCAAAGAAAAUUUGAUAAUCUGUACAGAGCUUUACAAUUAUUAAGUUAAUAGUUUUAAAUUAAAAUUUGAAUGACAAUAUUUUCCUCAACAAAUUGCCUUGACUAAUGGAUAUGUAGAAAAAAGUAGUUCUCAUUUCAUCCCUUUCCUAAAAUAUUAUUAUGAAAUUAUUAUCGUAUAAUCCCUCCAUUAAAAUUAAUGUAGCUAAUAUAAAAUUAUUAGAUUAUUUUUUUAUAUCAAUGUAAACAUACUGAAAUUUAUAUACCAGUAUGUAUGUGGGUGGCAUAUUACAGAUGGCGAAAUUUUUGGAAUACGACUUGCACAAAUAUCUUUACUUAAAAUGUUAUUAUGGAGUUUUCGAUUGCACAAGACAGAUGUA